Molecule: messenger RNA, 4911 nt
Organism: Talpa occidentalis (Iberian mole)
Lineage: Eukaryota; Metazoa; Chordata; Mammalia; Eulipotyphla; Talpidae
Gene: TDRD9
Product: tudor domain containing 9
Exons: 36
Coding region: 1-4326 (1441 amino acids)
Cellular component (GO): intracellular anatomical structure
Molecular function (GO): RNA binding; ATP binding
Source: RefSeq, a predicted model, not a curated record
AUGUUGCGCAAGCUCACCGUGGACCAGAUCAACGACUGGUUCACGCUCGGCAAGGCCGUGGCCGACGUGGAGCUGCUGGGCUCGCCGCCCGCUUUCCCGGCCGAGGCGGCCCGGCAGGAGGCCCAGCGCCGGGACGCCCCGGCCCCCGAGCCCGCCGCCCCGGCCCCGGCCCCGCCCCCGCCGGCCGCGGACUGCAGGCCGCUCAGCCCCCGGCGCCCGGAGGGGGGCCCCGCGGACCCGCCCGACCCCGCCGCCCGCCCGCCAGUUUGCAUGGGGGGGGGGCUGGCAGGACGUGCAUGUUCUGGGCUGCCUGUGUCAGUGGUUAAGAGUGGGCUUUUGGGGGCACCUCACAGUCCUGCUCGCGUGCCGGGCUGUGGGCAUGUGUCUUUGUGUGGGUGUGAGCGUGUGCUGCAGGUACAGAUCAGAUCAACCCUGGCGUUUGCCUUGGUCUUAUUCCAGACGCAAGGUGGCAUCACGUGUUUCUCUUGUCUGAAUCCAGGUCCACAGCCGCCUUCGGUUAAAUUAAGCAACGUGACAUGCAUCCCAGAGACAGCUCACAAGUAUCCCGACUUGCCCAUAAACCGGUGUAAGGAUGAGGUGAUGUCCUUGAUAGAGAGCAAUUCUGUGGUCAUUAUCCAUGGCGCCACAGGCAGCGGGAAGAGCACGCAGCUCCCACAGUACGUGCUGGACCACCACCUCCAGCGCGCCGCCUACUGCAACAUCGUGGUCACGCAGCCACGCAAGAUCGGGGCCAGCAGCAUUGCCCGCUGGAUCAGCCGCGAGCGCGCCUGGACGCUGGGCGGCCUGGUGGGCUACCAGGUGGGACUCGAGAAGGUGGCGACGGAGGACACCAGGCUGACCUAUGUGACCACCGGGGUGCUGCUGCAGAAGGUGGUGGGUGCCAAGAGCCUGACGGAGUUCACGCACGUCUUCAUCGACGAGGUGCACGAGCGGACGGAGGAGAUGGACUUCCUGCUGCUGGUCGUCCGCAAGCUGCUGAGGACAAACUCGCGCUUUGUGAAGGUGAUCCUGAUGUCGGCCACCAUCAACUGCAGGGAGUUCGCUGACUACUUCGCCGUCCCCGUCCAGAACAGGCUGAGCCCCGCCUAUGUCUUUGAGGUGGAAGGGACGCCCCACGCCAUCACCGAGCAUUACCUGGACGACCUGGGGCACAUCCACCACAGCCGGUUCUCCCCUCACCUCCUGGAGCAGCCGGUGAUAACUCAGGACGCGUAUGAAGUCGCUGCCGCCCUGAUCAGGAUGUUUGACGACCUGGAUCUGCAGGAGAGUGGGAACAAGACCUGGGCGGGGGCCGAGUUCAUGUCGGAGCGCAGCAGCGUGCUGGUGUUCUUGCCAGGUCUGGGCGAGAUCAACUACAUGCACGAGCUCCUCGUCAGCAUGACCCACAGAAGGCUGCAGGUGUACCCCCUCCACUCCAGCGUGACCCUGGAGGAGCAGAACAACGUGUUCCUGAGCCCCGUGCCCGGCUACAGAAAGGUCAUCCUGUCCACGAACAUCGCAGAGAGCUCGGUCACGGUCCCCGACGUCAAGUACGUUAUAGAUUUUUGUUUGACUAGAACUCUGGUUUGCGAUGAGGACACGAAUUAUCAGAGUCUGCGGCUGAGCUGGGCCUCGAAGACCAGCUGCGAGCAGAGGAAAGGCCGCGCGGGGCGAGUGUCCAGAGGGUACUGCUACCGACUGGUCCACAGGGACUUCUGGGACAACUGCAUCCCCGACCACGUCGUCCCCGAGAUGCUGCGCUGCCCCUUAGGAAGCACGAUACUGAAGGUGAAGUUACUGGACAUGGGCGAGCCAAGGGCUCUGCUGGCCACGGCCCUCUCCCCGCCCAGCCUGGGGGACAUCGAGCGCACCAUCCUGCUGCUCAAGGAGGUCGGCGCCCUGGCGGUCAGCGGGCAGAGAGGAGACGAGAGCCCCCACGACGGCGACCUGACCUUCCUGGGGAGGGUGCUGGCCCAGCUCCCUGUCAGCCUGCAGCUGGGCAAGCUCAUCGUGCUGGGCCACGCCUUCGGCUGCCUGGAGGAGUGUCUCAUCAUCGCUGCUGCUCUGUCUUUGAAGAAUUUUUUUGCGAUGCCUUUCCGGCAGCACCUCGAUGGGUAUAGGAACAAGGUCAGUUUCUCUGGCAACAGCAGGAGUGACUGCAUCGCGCUUGUGGAGGCCUUCAGGGCAUGGCAGACUUGCCGGCAGAGGGGAGAGCUGCGCCACCCCAAGGAUGAACUUGACUGGGGACGACUGAAUUACAUUCAAAUCAAGAGGAUUAGAGAGGUGGCCGAGCUGUACGAGGAGCUGAAGACCAGGGUCUCGCAGUUCAACAUGCACGUGGGGGCCCGGCGGCCGGCCCUGGCGCAGGACUACAGCCACAAGCAGCGCUUCGUCCUGCAGGUGGUGCUGGCAGGCGCAUUUUACCCCAACUACUUCACGUUUGGGCAGCCUGAUGAGGAGAUGGCCGUGCGGGAGCUGGCGGGCAGGGACCCGAAGACAACCAUUGUGCUGAAGCACCUUCCUCCCUACGGCUUCCUGUACUACAAGCAGCUGCAGUCGCUCUUCAGGCAGUGCGGCCAGGUCAAGUCCAUCGUGUUUGAUGGUACAAAGGCCUUCGUGGAGUUCUCGCGGAGCCCGACUGAGCGCGUCAAGACGCUGCCUGCGGUGUACAUGGCCGUCAAGAUGUCGCAGCUGAAGGUGUCCCUGGAGCUCAGCGUCCACUCCGCAGAGGAGAUCGAGGGGAAGGUGCAGGGAGGCUCGGUGUCCAAGCUCCGGAACACCAGGGUGAAUGUGGACUUCCAGAAGCAGACGGUGGACCCCAUACAGGUCUCGUUUAAUGCCCUGGACAGAUCCCAGACCGUCACGGACCUCCUGCUGACAGUGGACGUCACGGAGGUGGUCGAGGUGGGGCACUUCUGGGGGUACAGGAUCGAUGCAAAAAACUCAGAGAUCCUGAAGAGACUCACUGCUAAGAUAAACCAGCUGGAGCUGGCACCUCUGCCCGUUCACCCCCAUCCCGACUUGGUCUGUCUGGCUCCCUUUGAAGACUUUGAUAAAGAGAGCUACUUCCGGGCUCAGAUCCUCUACGUCUCUGGAAACUCUGCCGAGGUUUUCUUCGUGGACUACGGCAACAGAGCCCACGUUGACCUCGCCCUCCUGAUGGAGCUUCCCUGCCAGUUCCUCGAGCUCCCUUUUCAGGCGCUCGAGUUCAGGAUCUGCAAGAUGCGCCCGUCAGCCCGGUCGCUGGUGUGCGGAGCGCGCUGGAGCUGCGGGGCCAGCCGGCGCUUCUGCUCCCUGGUGCGCGGCUGUGCUCUGCUGGUGAGGGUCUUCUCGGUGGUGCACGGCGUGCUGCACGUGGACGCAUUCCGCUGCUCGGGACCCCAGGACGCCACCAGCAUCAGGGACGUGCUGGUCAGGGAGGGCCACGCUGAGCUGGCCGAGGAGUCCUACGAGUCCAAGCAAAGCCACGAAGUUCUCAAGGGUCUCUUUUCCAAAUCAGCAGACAGCACGGCCAGCCUGUCCGCGCCGUCCCCUGUGAAGGACGACGAGAGGGGCCUGAUCCGCCUCCUGCUGGACAGCCUCGCGUCCAACCGGCUGGGCGCGCCGCGCUGCAAGGCCAUCCUCCACGGCCCCUUCAACCCCUACGAGCUCAAGUGCCACAGCCUGACCCGCGUGUCCAAGUUCAGGUGCGUGUGGAUCGAGAAGGAGAGCAUCAACUCCGUGGUCAUCAGCGACAGCCCCGAGGACCUGCACCAGAGGAUGCUGGUCGCCGCCUCGCUGUCCGUCAACGCCACCGGGUCCACCAUGCUGCUGAGAGAGACCUCACUGAUGCCACACGUGCCCGGCCUCCCCGCGCUGCUCAGCAUGCUCUUCGCCCCCGUGAUGGAGCUGAGGGUGGACCGGGGUGGAGCCUGCUAUACCGGCGUCCUCUGCGGCUUGGGCUGGAACUCCACCACGCAGACCCCCAUCCUGCCAGAGCACGACAUUGAGCUGGCUUUUGACGUCCAGUUCGGCGUGGAGGACAUCGUGGAGAUCAACAUUCUCCGGGCCGCGGUGAACAAGCUGGUGUGCGAUGGGGCCAAUGGGCUGCGGUGCCUGGGGCCGGAGAGGAUCGCGCAGCUACAGGACAGCGCCCGCCAGAAGCUGCUCGGUUUGUUCUGUCAGUGGAAGCCAAGAGAGAAAAUUGCCCCCAAGUGGCACGAGAGGCCGUAUGAGUGGAACCAGGUUGACCCAAAGCUGGUCAUGGAGCAGGUGGAGCCGGAGGGCAGCCACGGCAGGAGCACCUUCCUCUACCAGCUGCACAAGCUGGUCGUGCUGGGCACCUGAGCCGCCAGGGGGCGGGCGUGGAAGAGGACGGCUUUGUCCACGGCGCUGCGCCUGCCAGGCCUUCUCCGGCGCUGCUUUCUCUUCAGUGGGGGGCGGGUUUCUGUUUGGGUGGGAAGGAUGGGACCGUCCAGUCCUUCUGGAAACGGAGAUCACUGUAUUAAAGAUUUGGGGGAAAAUUGUUUGAAAGAAGACUUUAUUUGGAAACAAGCUCUCUCUUGCGUUGCCUCUGUUAAGGUGAGUGCCGGCAGCUGGCCGCGGAGCACGCCGGGGCGGUGCUCAUCUGCUCCCCCACCCCCAGGGGUGAAGCCUGGCCCCUAGGGAGACCAGGCUGCCUGAUUCACCACCAGGGAAAAGCUGUGUUUUUUUAAACAACUCCGGGGCAUUCUCUAAUUUUCUUCCCUGAGGGAAGAUACUUAAUUUUGGUUAAACUCGUUUCCAGUCUGUAUUUUUUAGAUUUUCCCGUGAGUCCACAUGUUGGAAAGCAGAGAGGUUGCCUGGCAAGUCGUGUGGCUGUUCAGACAAUAAAGUGUUAGAUUAAGUUUCUGUUUCUGACCAUUUUUAGUCAGAGAAGGUUUUAAAAUGUGU